Molecule: messenger RNA, 1372 nt
Organism: Verruconis gallopava
Lineage: Eukaryota; Fungi; Ascomycota; Dothideomycetes; Venturiales; Sympoventuriaceae
Exons: 3
Coding region: 380-1087 (235 amino acids)
Biological process (GO): cytoplasmic translation
Molecular function (GO): protein binding
Source: RefSeq, a predicted model, not a curated record
CUCAGUCGAGCGAGUUCGUUCUGCUGCACGUUUCGCGCCGCGCUGCCGAGCACUCCUCGCCCACCGCAGCGCCCGCACAGCGUUUGCCCGCUAAUGCUUCCCAUUUUGCACUCCUCACCCUCCUGCGUCAAAGCUUGCCUAGGACUGUACCCGGACACCUACGCGUCCUCGCGCUGCUGCAUCGCGAAGCUUGCUAUUCCACUGCUCUGCUGCCCGGCCGUGCUGUACGCCCUGGCACGUCUUCUCCAAUCCGCCUAUAUCGCGCCCCGCCACCACAAACGUCCAAAAUUGCCAGGACCUGCCCAUCGAACUUCCACCUGGCUGCCCAGCCAGAACGCCUGUUUUCCCGGCCUGCAGACGCUAACCUAUCCGUUCAGCCAUGGGGCUCGACGAGCAGAAGGAGGAGCGCGAGGUGCUGGAGUCGAUAUUUCCCGACGAAAUCACAGACAUCUCCGAAACUGAAUUCCGCGUAUCGAUACAGCUUGACGUCGCCAGUGAGUAUGGCGAAAAUAUAGAAGGCCCCACGUUACUGCUCAAAGUUGAAUAUCCACCGGACUAUCCUGAUGAGGCACCACGACUGGACAUCCUCGCUCCGCCUAAUGCGCCAAAGCACCAGUAUUUUGACGUCCAGGAGGACAAGGCCAAGCUCCUGUCGUCCCUAGAGCCAACCAUCGAAGAAAACAUGGGCAUGGCUAUGGUCUUCACCCUCGUCUCCUCGCUCAAAGACGCAGCAGAACUCCUCAUCUCAGAGCGGCAAAAGGCUGCGAGGACAUUAAAGGAGGCCGAGGCGGCCAAGGCCGAGGAGGAAGAGAACCGCAAGUUCCACGGCACUCCGGUCACAAGGGAAACUUUCCUUGCGUGGCGUGCUAAGUUCAAGCAGGAAAUGGCGGAGGAAGAGAGACGGCGCAGGGAGGAGCUUGAGGCUGAGGAGCUGAAGAAGCGGAAAGGUGUCAAGGAGGAAGUCAGAUUGACUGGGCGACAGCUGUGGGAGAGAGGAUUGGCUGGCAAGGCGGGCGAGGAAGAUGAGGAGGGCGAAGCCGACGCUCUUGCUGCCGCGGUGGCGACGAACGUUAAGAUUGGGGCUUGAAUCAUGGCGCGCCACGAACCAAGACCGAAAUUACCUUCCCAGAAAUAAAAUAUGCUCUCGUCUACUCAGAGACGCCCAUUAAAGAAAAUGCCAUUUUGGUACGUGUGUAGUUCUAAUCGUGGAAGAUCGGACAACCGAAUGUCACCGAGCAAAACAUCUUCGAGGCCUAGAAACGUAGUGUUCUCACACAGAUGCCCAAUUUGGAAAUUCAUGCUUCCUCUUUUCGGUAUCAUCUCGAAGUCGGCAACCAUCUACGCAUUGGUACCGCAGCAGGCUGCCAUUGUG